Messenger RNA from Octodon degus (degu), 2640 nucleotides. It is a transcript of the gene Tmem50a, whose product is annotated as transmembrane protein 50A. Gene Ontology annotation, biological process: protein targeting to vacuole; late endosome to vacuole transport via multivesicular body sorting pathway. The record is from RefSeq and is a predicted model, not a curated record. The transcript has 7 exons. Lineage: Eukaryota; Metazoa; Chordata; Mammalia; Rodentia; Octodontidae. Bases 143 to 616 code for a protein of 157 amino acids.
GCGGAGCUGCUACAUCCGGGUCUGGCGGCUUGUGGUCGUUUUGUUUUCUUGACUGGGACUAGGGGCGAGUGAAGCAGCCCGGUGCGGCGUGACACCCGGCUCCGGACGUACUGCUCGGCCAGGGCUGGACUGACCUAAAAGAAUGUCUGGAUUUCUAGAAGGCAUGAGAUGCUCCGAAUGCAUUGAUUGGGGAGAAAAGCGAAAUACUAUUGCUUCCAUCGCUGCUGGUGUUCUGUUUUUCACAGGAUGGUGGAUUAUCAUAGAUGCAGCUGUUAUUUAUCCCAAAAUGGAAGAUUUCAACCACUCGUACCAUGCCUGUGGUGUGAUAGCAACCAUAGCCUUCCUAAUGAUUAAUGCAGUAUCAAAUGGACAAGUCCGGGGUGAUAGUUACAGUGAAGGUUGUCUGGGUCAAACAGGCGCUCGUAUUUGGCUGUUCAUCGGUUUUAUGCUGGCCUUCGGCUCUCUGAUUGCAUCUAUGUGGAUUCUCUUUGGAGGUUAUGUUGCUAAGGAAAAACCCAUAGUGUAUCCUGGAAUUGCUGUAUUUUUCCAGAAUGCUUUCAUAUUUUUUGGAGGACUGGUGUUUAAGUUUGGCCGCACCGAAGACUUGUGGCAGUGAACGCAGCAGCCUUCCUGCAGCCUGGCAGCCCCUGGGGUUUUUUACCGCUCACUCCCUGUCUUUUGUAAUGCCAUUUUCUAAACUUACUGCCGAGUGCAGUCUCAGCUUCCGAUUGUAUAAUGCUAAAAUCAUGAGAACUCCCUGUGUGUGCACAGCAACAGCAUCUCUUGUGGUAUGCACCUAAUUAUCUUAUACAUACAAUGUGAAAGGAAAUAGUUUCACGCCAGUAACUUCUGUCAUUUUAUCAUGAUACAAUUAAUUUGUAAAAAUAAAAGUAAAUUACGGAAGAAAUUACGGAUUCAUCAGUGUAUUUGGUCUGAGGUCCAAAACUGCAGUGAAAGUGCUCUGAAGAUUUAAUGUAUUUAAACAUGGCCUCUUCUUAGUGUCGAAUGUUACAUGAAAUAUAAGUAUUUUCUUAUUUUUAUAAACUAUUCAGUAGUCAAAAUUGUUUCUUAUUACAUAUUGACUUUGUAUGGAUUUACCAAAAAUUCUGUGAAAGUUUCGGCAUUUGGCAUCGAGGGUCUCCCAAAGGGUGAGCUGUGAUUCAGCCGUCAGGUUCCUUGUGCCUCGCCUGUGGGGAUCUCAUCCGUGUGCCACCGAGUGAGGGGAGAGGGAUGUAACCCAGCCGGCGCACAGGGGCCUGGUGGGGCACUGCGCUCUCAGGUGCGAUUGCUUGCAGCCCCCAAGCAAACCACAGGAGGCCAUUUUGAUGAAAAGGAGACCAGAGUUAUUCAAAGCUAGCUCUGACUGAGGUGAGGAGCCUCAUGUUGCCACAGAUCACCUUCUGCCCGUGUCCAGGUGUGCAAGAGGCCACCUCUGUAGUAAGGAUGAGCUGGAGAGGGGAUAGAGUAAGACUGUAGGUAACUCAAGAAUUGCACAGUCCUUCCUGGCCCUUUUGUCUCCCUCCCUUUCCUGUAGAAAGGAAACUUGACCUUGACUUCUUAGUGCAUUUUUGUCCUUUCAUCUGGGUUUAGGAAGGGAGGGAGUAGUUUCCACUCUAGGUCUCAGGAAAGAACAACUUCUGACUUUUAUAGCUCCAUUUUGCCCUGCCAGUUACCAUUUGACACCACUAGUUUUAGGUGACAAAAUUUCUCUGUUGUUCUUAGGAUAAAUUGGAUUGUAUGCUUUAUGUUAUCGCUAAUCUAAACCACUAAGCUCUGUGAGAACAGCAGGGUCUAUUAUAAUUACAUACAUUAGCUUGCAGGAACUCUUACAGUCUGUUGCUCAUUGGAACAUGUGUCCCCUGAGGCUCUCAACGGCUGCAAAAUAGGGCACACGCUCUUCACAAUUCUGGCUGGAGAUGUUUUUCAUAAAAUAGGUGACAAUUAGCCCCAUGAACCACAGCUGUAUCUGAUGGUUUCAGUAUGUGACCUCUUUCACCUGAGCCAUCAUUUUAUGCUGUACUGUCAGUUUUGAAUAUUGCCAGCCAGAAGGACACUAAGCAAAGAAAUAACAGUCCAGCUGUCAUCACCCAUGAAAUUGCUUUUUUUUUUUUUUUUUUUUUGCAUAGGGCCAUAAAAUCACAAUUGGAAGGGAUCUCAGUAGUUGAAGUCCACCUUUUACACAUGAGAAUGUAUAGGUCAAGGAGUCUUAAAAUGAUUUCUUCAAGGUCAGUAUCAGUGCUGUAGUCAUUGCAAAGCUGCGCAUCUCCACCUCACAAGUGACCCCCAGCUCUUUCCCCACGGUGGGGCUCAGUAUGCUCAAGAAAUGCCAACUAUUUUAGAAAACUGCUGGACUAAAUAGGAAGUGGAAUAGAGGUGAAUUCUUAGCAUUUUAAAAUUCUGAAUUAUCUGUUCUGUCGCUGUAGGCAGGAGUUAACAUACUUUCUUAAGCAUGAAAAAGAUCUGACAGUUGGCACUAGGAUUGAACCAAAUGUGUCUGCAACCAAAACUCUACUCCCUCCACACCAUUGCCUUUGCUGUCUUCUGCCGUGAACUGUUGCCCUGUCAUGUGCCCCCUGCCUUGGAGCCAGCUGACUGAAAACCUCUACAAACUGUGAAUUAAAUAAACCUUUCACCCUUCAA